Trichomonas vaginalis G3 is the source of this 672-nucleotide messenger RNA. RefSeq lists its product as uncharacterized. The transcript has a single exon. Lineage: Eukaryota; Parabasalia; Trichomonadida; Trichomonadidae. The record is from RefSeq and is a predicted model, not a curated record.
UUGAAGAACUUUAAUGUUUUGAGAUAUAAUGAUGAAACAAAGAAGCAAGAUAGUUUCCCUGUUGCUGUGUAUGUGAACUUAGACACAGGAGAUGACAUGAAAGUUUUUAAUACAAAGCUUCAAACGGUAGUGAGAGAACAACUGACUGCGGAAGGGCAUCCAUUACCUUCAGAAGUUACCAUAGCAUAUAAUUUUGAAACAAACUCAAUAGAUUUUAAAGUCAUCUCUGCAAAGAAGUCGGGAUUUACAUUUAAUGAAGCAGAUGUAUAUUCAAAUGAAAACUUCAAAGCUAUUGCAUGGUUAGAUAAUGACGAUUGCUUUAAGAAAAUAUUUAAAUUCAGUGACUCAACGAUGUCAAUAGAUGACCUUCGUGGAAUGUUACCAUCGACGUUUACAGUUGAAGGUUCAGCAGGAUUGCUUACAAGAUUGUCAAUUGGUGGCGUUUGGUCUCGUGAGAACAUUGUUAUAAAAUCCAGUAUAAGUGAAUUUGCUGAAGAAUCUAUAUUAUGUCUUUCAAACUAUAUGUAUUCGCCGCCGAAGCAUUAUAGUAUAACAAACUUUGUCAGUAAGUUUAACAUAAGACUUGUUGAACCUUCUUCAAUGAAAGAUGUUGUGCUACCUAAAGAUGGAAAGGAUGGACUCAUUAUUGAGAUGAUUUUAAUUGCAUAUUAA